UGUUAUGUACUUACGUUAUGUACUAAAUAAAAUAAAUAAUAUUUUAUGUGUUGGAAUUUGUCAAUAACUUAUUAUUAUAGUACGCGAAAAGUAUAGAAAAGAACAUCAAUUAAAAAAUUACUCAUAAACAUAGUAGACGACUUUAUAAAAAUGUCCAUUGGUACCAUAUAUGAAAAAGCUUACAAAGGGGACUUCAAUCAAGUUAAAGUACAACUAGAUACAGAUGCGUCAUUAAUAAAGACACCGGAUUCUAAUAAUCGACUUCUUAUUCAUUGGGCAGCUCUUGGAGGAAAUGAAAAUCUAGUGGAUUAUUUGCUGCGAUGUGAUUCUCCCCUUGAACCACAAGAUGAUACUUGCACAACCCCCUUGAUAUUGGCUGCUUCAGCUGGAAGAUUUGAAGUAGUAAGGUUACUAGUUGGAAAGGGAGCAAAUGUUAAUCACAAAACAAAUCGUAAUCAAACAGCCUUACAUUAUGCUUCUUCUAAAGGCCAUAAAGAGGUCGUGAAAUUCUUAAUCAAUGCAGAUGCUAAUGUGAAUAGCGUUGAUGUGUUAGGUGCCACUCCACUACAUAGAGCUGCAGCUCAAGGAAAGACAGAUAUAGUUGAAAUUUUAUUAAGUUCUCCUCAUAUUAAGGUGAAUUUAUGUGAUUCUACUGGCAAUACACCGCUGCACUUAGCAUGUGAAGAAGAAAGAGAAGGUGUAGCAUCUAUGCUGGUGAAAGCGGGUGCUCAAUUAGAUAUAAAAAACAAGGAAGAAAAGACUCCCCUAGAUUUGACCUCAUCAAAGUUAAAACAAACAUUACUAAGUUUAAUUGAAUAAUAUUUUUGUUAAAUGUAUCAUUAAAACAAGUUGCUUCUUUUUGU
Molecule: messenger RNA, 863 nt
Organism: Zerene cesonia (dogface butterfly)
Lineage: Eukaryota; Metazoa; Arthropoda; Insecta; Lepidoptera; Pieridae
Product: 26S proteasome non-ATPase regulatory subunit 10-like
Exons: 4
Coding region: 151-819 (222 amino acids)
Molecular function (GO): protein binding
Source: RefSeq, a predicted model, not a curated record